AUAAAAGUUAUAAUUCAUCUGUUUAUUUGAAAACUGUAUCAUUUUACAGAUGUGUAUGUAUUAAAGUCAGGUGUGCUAAAGAAAGGAUUUUUCCCCUCCAGAUGAGAUGUUUUUAUGAUUUCAAGACAGUUUUUUUUUGCCACAAAGUGAUUCACAGACUGUGACCAUAGCUGGGUUGUUGUUGUUGGUUUUUUUUCUUAUCAGAGACUAAAACGCAUGAAUGUUUUUUUUUCUUGAGUACCAUUCUUAAGGAUGAGUUUUGUUGCCGUGGUAUCCAGAACAUAGACUGGUAUACAUGUGUGUUCAUCGAAGCAGCUGUUUUAUCUAUCUAGUCUCUUAGAAGUAGAAAAUUAUGAGGUAUACCAGUCUGUUCACUUGCUUGAGGCUAUAGUUAAACACAGUUUUCAUGCUAAUGAUUAUUUUCGAGCUGGAGAAAUAGAAAAUAAUUUACUGGGUUUUAAGAAACUUUAUGACCAGGAAAUAAUCACAUCAUUGCCAUAUUAACAAUAACUGUCGUAAGUUUACAAAUCUAUUACAUCAAAUUGGAAAAUUUGCAGGUAUUGAAAUGUGAAAUGCUACUGGGAAAAAAAAGCUGAAUGAUACAAUUUUGUGAAUAAACGGCGGAAUAAAUAUCAUUUUAAAUUUUUUUUAUUGAAAUUCUAUAUUAACAAUAAAUGGAUAAAGUGGCUAGACAUUAUUGAAAUUUUCACAUUUCAAAGUGGAUGAAAAGGAGGUUAUAUCAAUUGGGAGUCUUUAUAAGGAUCUUCCUUUAUUUGAUUGACCUGCGUUAACCUAUCUGAUUUCAACAACGGAAAAAAUUAAUGAAAAAGAGAAAAUUGUUACCUGUGAGAAAUUCUGCAAACCAAAAUAUAAAGACAACUUGAAACUCAUUGAUUUUGAGGUGCAAUUUUAGUAGGUUUAGGGUUUUUUUGUGGUGAUGUUUUUUUUAUCCUCGUUACUUUUUCUCGACAAAUUGUUUGUGUUGCCUGUGAAAUAGCAUUGCAUGAGAUGGCAGGAUACUUAGAGGAUUAAUAAUAUACAGUAACAGAACUAAAACAGCUGAUUUAUCAGGCAUUACCGCAGGUAGAGUUGCUCAUUUGCAUAUAUUACCCAGCAGCCUUUUAGUUUGUUCAGAUUCACUAGGAGGGUUUUUUUUUACUACAUUCUGAAAAGUUGCCUUUCUGAAGAUUUUGAAAAAAAAAGUUUAUACUGUGAUUUUGCUAUAUGUAACAAAAUUGAAGGAAAAAAAAGGAAAGAAAUUCUGGAUACAUGUGUUCUUUAGAUUAAACCAGAUUUAUUAUGGAAAUCGUUUAUUUGAGAUGUAAGUAGAAAUUAUCAAAAGGAAAAAAAAAACUUAAAAGGAGUAAUUUUAUAUUGUUUAAUUUAUUCAAGUAACAUUUUUGUUUUGAAUGAAGUGAAUGAAAAGGAUGUUGAAUUCAUAUCAUACGAUGGGUAGAUUGCCUAAAAAAUGGAAUGUAUAAACCACAGAACUAGUUUGGAUGCUACUUGCCAAAAUUUAAAACUCUGGAUUUUCUUGCUCUUAAAUUACAAUGGAUUUUAUGAUACUAAAGGUAAAUGGCCGCGAUUUAUCUCAGGCAUCCCAUGAGGAGGCCGUAGAAGCAUUCCGUACUGCAGAAGAACCGAUAGUGGUCGAAGUUCUCCGUCGUGUCAAUAAAAAUAAAAUGAAAACACGGUCAACACCAGCCAUGGUUUCAAUAGGGACACAGACAGAGGAGGAUAUCUAUGGAUAUAACCGACCCCCUACCCCUCCACCAGCUUUCUACCCAUUUCCAUAUAGCGGGUUAUUAGAACCAUCGUCACGUAGACCAUUAAUGUUUUCACAAAGUACAGACAAUAUGGGUCUCACCGAUAUAGAGAUGACACAGUUCGACUAUGAUGACCCGUAUUAUGAUGAACGUCAGUACGAAGUAGAAUAUGAGGAGGUCGUCCUUCAAAGACCGUCAGAUGACGAGAAAUUGGGACUUACACUAUGCUAUGGACCAACUGAAGAUGGUGUCACAGAUAUAUUUAUUGGAGAGAUUGAUCCAUACAGUGUAGCUGCCAAAGAUGGUCGUAUUAGAGAGGGAGAUCAAAUUAUACAGAUCAAUGGCGUUGAUGUACAUAGUCGCGACCAGGCUAUAAAGUUGUUUUCAGAGAGGAGCGCAGAUAUCUCACUUCUUCUGGCACGCCCACAAAUGCAGUUUGAUGAUGGGUUUAUGGAUGAACACAAUGUCGUACUUGAUGAACUUCAAAUGGAUGUUCUAGAGAAACAUCACCAUGACAACAUGCAGAUAAUGGCAUCCAUGUUAGCCAGGGGUCACCAUUUUGAUGAGGAAGGGGGUACUACUGAUACAGGAACUACUGAAAAUUCAUCAAAUAAACAUGAGAAAGACAGUGGUGUUGGUCGCACAGAUGAGAGCACCAAAAAUGAUGAAAGCUCUGAACAGGACGUGUUUGAUAAUGAGAGUAUGUUAGGAACACGUAAAUCUGGGUCAUCAAAAGGCUCGCAUAGUUACAAUGGAGAUUUAGGAGAUCAAAACUACAGUAACGACAGUUUUGUUUCCAAUGGUGACGUUUCAUAUGAAAUGCCAGACAAUGAAUGUAACGGUAAAUUUCGUGAAGUGCUAGAACAUCGCUGUGAUAUUAAUAAUUUAAAUCGUACAAGUUCACCACGCAAGGACAAUUCUCGGAAAAGUUCAGAAAGUACUGAGAGUAGCAGUAUAGACAGAGAACUAGCUCAGUUAAAUCGUGAAAUGGAAGGAAUUCAGAUGGAGUGUCAGGAAAUGGUGCAUAAUCAUGCGCAAAUUAAAAGUCAGAAAGAUUCGGUGAAGUGCGAACGUGAUGCUUACAAAACACCACGAAGUGUGCCACGAAUGGGCACCAGGAUGGAUAAAGCUAAAACGGGAGUGAGUCCUGGUCCUGAGUCAUCUGAUAGUCUAGGACGGAGAGAUACUCCUCCCACUCCUAAAAUGGGUCAAACCAGAUUCGGAAAAUAUACUGAUAAAGACGGGAACGUGUCAACUAGUGCCUAUAACACUGGAGAAAGUUGUAGAAGUACGCCAUUGACUCUUGAAUUGAACAUGGCAUCUGAUGAAGGUGAUAAAGGUUUUAAAAAUUCAAUGUUGUGUUUAGCAACGACUGGAACGACCACAACAUCUCCCUUACCGUCACAUAGCGACACAGAGAAACAGACGCAAACUCCAGCUCCUAGGUCACAUGACUGUUCUAGUGAUGAAAAUUAUAUGACAAUAGCCAAUGCAAAUAAUAGGAAAAAUGUAGACAUUGAUAAAAAGACAGAGAAUGGAAAAAGUCAGAUGAAUUCAGGUGAAUCAUUGCAAGACUUAUACAUGCAAUAUGCUGAUGUAAUGUACACUAAUCAUGCCAAUCUAGAACAUACAAUGCAGAUACAACAGAAAUUAUUUCAACAGCAGAUGGAACAAAAAACAUUACAUCGCAGACGACAGGAAAGUUCGCAUUCUUCUAGAAAUGGUGGAAGUGUAAGCGGGUACCAGUCACCAAAUAAUUCUCAGCAAUCUGUGAAACAAGCUGAGCAGACCCCACCAGAUAGUGGUUCGGGUCAGAUGGAGUGGGUUGUAAAGCGUAGACCGGAUGGCACUCGCUACAUCACUAGAAGGCCAGUUCGAAGCAAAAUGCUGAAAGAACGAGCAAAAAAGAUAUCUGAGGAGCGAUGUGGAAUGACAACAGAUGAUGAUGCAAUGAGUGAACUUAAAACAGGACGUUACUGGACUAAAGAGGAGAAAAAGCGUCAUUUAGAAAAAGCGCGGGACUAUAAGAAAAGGCGUGAAAUGAUGGCGCGGGCUAAAAUGGAAACUGUAAAAGAAGCUGAUGAAAAGAAAGACAUUGUUGAACUUAGUCAUAGAAAAAUGAUGAAACAUAAGGGAAAGAAAGUUUUCGAUGACUUUACCACUGUGCAAGAAAUGUUAGCACAUGGUAGCAAAAAUACAGACGGAAAGGCGUAUAAUCCUUUACUUUCUGUAACCACUGUGUGAUGUGACAUAGUUAAUUUAGUAAUCUAUUUUUAGCAUUAUGCAGUAAUGUGAUUUGGGACACAAUGUGCUAUUAUUGUGGAAAGGAAUAUUCUUUCAUGUAUAUCAGACAAAACCAGUUUCGAUAUAAUUUUUUUUUUUUUACAGAAAAUCCAGAAUGUAAGAAAAAUUAAAACUGUAGUUUGGAGAUAAACACUGUUAUGUGAUAAAUUGUGAAGUUUGAUAAACACUGUAUAGUAUGUGACCACUUUUUAAUUUCAGGUGCUAGUGAAAGAGAACAGAUCAUUUUUAAUCUGUUUUUAAGAAUUCCUAUCAAUCUGAUACAGGAAAUAUUUACGUAAAAUGUCUAUUGAAUUCAUAUUGAAUUAUGAAUGGAGAAUUAUAAAAGGUCAAUGUAUUAAAAGUAAGCUUUAAGUAGCUAAAUGACAUGAAUGAUUUCCCUCAUUUAGAGUGCAUGCAAUGCUACAAGUAUAGGCUUCUCACUUGGCUUAAACAAAAAUGUCACUGAAAAAAAUCUAGAUUCUCUGUUUGCAUGUAUGUUGGUAAACUUUUUGUCAAAAAUACUUUUGGCUCGCCUACCUAUAUUACCAAAAAUGUUUAACCAUCAUUGUAAAAGUGGGUUUUUUAUUUAUGGAUAAAAUGCCUGUCUUAAAAUUGACCAAAAUCAAGGCUGGGUUUCACAGAGCAUGUAUUAGAAAUAUGAGAUAAGAUGUUUUUGUAACGUUAGCAAUGUGCAAGAAUACUUCGGCCAUUUAAUUAGUUACAAAUUUAAUUAUUUUUUUAUCACAGGAGCUGCUAAAGUACAAUGUAGCUGUUGUUUGAAAAGAAUAUGAAAAAGUUUCUGUUUUGUUUAUCUGGUAACAUGUAGUUUAUUCACAAAAUGGUGCAAUAUUUGACUAUGUAAUUAUUCGUAUAUAUAUGGCAUAUUGCUUUGUUGUUUUGUUUUUUUUUGAAAAUUUGUAAAUUUGACAUAAUAUUUAUGUCUGUAACAAUAUUAUUGCUGUUGACAUAAAUCUUAGAUCUGAAACAUACUGUCACUGAACAAUUUAAAACAUGUAUACAAUAAAACGAUUUAUUUCUUUCUUUUUAUAUUCUGUUACCCAUUUUUAUACGUUUUGUUAAUUUCUAGUCUUUGAAAACAGAUAAUAUUUAAAAUAGACCAUAGUUCUGACUGUUCAUUCUAAAAUUAAAAAAGAUAUUUUAAAGAUUUUCGUUUCAGUUUAUUUGUUAAGCUUUACAUAAGCUAUAGUUGUGCAUUUAAAAAAAUCCCAUUUCCUGCAAUUCAUUUGUACUUUGGGUAGAAACACUGUAUUGAAAAUGUUGUAUAUAAUGCUUUGAGAAAAAAUUACUGGCUGCUGAAAUUUUGGCAAUUUUGUGAACCUACCAAGAUAAACUGAAGUUUAUUGUUAGCAAAAAACAUUAACCUCCUGGAACAGAAAAUGGCUAGCCUUUACCACUUUGUAUAGAGUCAGUUUAGCCUUAACUUCUUAGAUUCAAUACAAAAAUAUUUUAUAUCAGGCAAUAUCAAAAUCCCUUAAAAUUUGAAUGGACUGUUCCAAGUUUAAAGCAGGGUGAAUCCAUUACAAAAAAUAAGCAGGUUGACAGUCUGUAUACUGGUAGUAAUAUUACAACAACCUGCAUAACAUUACACUGCAGUCUGACCAAACUCCAAUCUGUUAUUUGCUUGAUAUAAAUAUUUUGCUAUUUAUAAAAAUUCUUUAUACUUUACAGUUAUUAGUUCCAUAAACAGAUCUGAGCAUUUAAAAUUUGGCUAUGGGUUUGAUAUUAUCUUAAAUACAUUUAAUUUGCAUCAUUUUCAUGAUUUCAGGAGUCGGUGAUACUUUCUCAAAGUGUAAAUUAUGAUAAAUGUGAAAAAUGUUACAUAUAUACUUAGUAUUCAAGUUAUAUGUAAUAGAUAGAUAACUUGUAUUUACAUAUAUUUCUGUAUAAUGCAAGGCUAUGUAUGCUUAAAUGUGAUUUGGUCUAUACUCCUAUGUUUAAAAGUUCUUGAGACAUUUUGAUGCCUUAUUAGUAACAUCAAAAUGUGAAUACUGUACUGUCAUUUAAACACAGAUUUCAAGACUCUUUGAUUACUGAUUUUGUAUUUUAAGGUUUAUUUUACAAGCUUACAGUACCAAGUUGAGUGUCAAAAAAGUGUUAUAUGAAUAAUUCCUGAAAUGUUUACAAAUAGUUUACUGUAAAAUGUUGGUUGAUUUUAAUUAAAGGUUGAAAAUGAAUUAUAUAUGUAAUAAUAAAAACAACACAUUUUUGAACAUAAACAAUACAUACAAUAGUGUACAAUCAUAGUUUUUAGUUAACAUUUAGAUAUGAUAAAAAAAAUAAGAGAAACUUUGUCCAUCUAUUCAAGCAUUGGAAAAAAUGAUAUUCACUUCAAAAUGAAAAAAAUAAGGAUUUCAAUUUUGCAAUUUAAGAAAAAUAAUUAGGAAAUAAAUAAGAAAUACAUUUACAUUACACUUUGUAAUGCUAGAUGGAUUAUAUUAUGCCUGUAUCUUCAAUAUAACAGUUAGCUAGGUCAUUUACAUAUCCCUACACAUUACUACAUAUAUGUUUUAAAGUGUUGGCUACUAAAGUUUUUGUUGUUUUCUGGUUAUCCCUUAAUUAAUAUACCAUUUGGUAGUCCCAACUUCAGAGCAGAAAACAUGUAAAUAAUUGAUUUUAGAAAAAGUGUCUAAAAACUGGAAAAUAAUCUUGAAAAAGAAAUUGCCUGUAUAAUGUAUAUAUGAAUUUUGGUUUAAGUGUACAUUUAAUUCAAUGUUUCAGUCUAAAGCUGGUGUAUAUUGAAAUAACACAUUGUAAUCAUGUAUGUAAUUGUAUAUUAUUGAUAUAUAUUUAUUCACAAACAUGUUGACUCUCUUGUGAGAAUGAAUGGAUUUAAUGAAAAAAAUAAAUUAUUGUUUUAUAUUCAA
Messenger RNA from Ruditapes philippinarum (Manila clam), 6934 nucleotides. Its product is annotated as E3 ubiquitin-protein ligase PDZRN3-like. The transcript is spliced from 9 exons. The record is from RefSeq and is a predicted model, not a curated record. Lineage: Eukaryota; Metazoa; Mollusca; Bivalvia; Venerida; Veneridae. Bases 1551 to 4010 code for a protein of 819 amino acids. Gene Ontology annotation, molecular function: metal ion binding; protein binding.